Molecule: messenger RNA, 1031 nt
Organism: Rubroshorea leprosula
Lineage: Eukaryota; Viridiplantae; Streptophyta; Magnoliopsida; Malvales; Dipterocarpaceae
Source: the annotation of a GenBank genome assembly
GGCGGAUUCAACGGCGGCGAUGGGAGGAGAAUGAGCGGGGAGAACUGGUGGCGGAGGAGGUUAUAGUUAUUUCAAUCUAAGUCCAAAUGUCGGUUUCAUGUUCCGAUCUUCUCUGUGGGGAGGAUUCCGCCGAUUUGUUCUCCGGCCAGUCGCCCCAAUGUUCGUCGGAGUUCGAUUCAUCGGCGUGCAUCGAGGAAUCGUCCAUCGCGAGUUUCAUUGAAGGCGAGAGGAACUUCGUUCCCGGAUUCGACUACCUGGCUCGAUUUCAGUCUCAAUCGCUCGAUGCAUCGGCUCGAGAAGAGUCGGUUGCAUUUGCAUGGAUUCUCAAGGUCAAGUGGUCUCCGACCACAUUGAAGAUGCACUCCCCUUUUCCCUUGGGCAGAUUCUCAUGUUCAACUAAUUUCAUCACCUCAUCCACCAAUCUUAGUGAUGGUGGAACCUUAGUUUCUAGUGAUGGAAGCUUUGAACUGGGCUUCUUCAGUUCUGGAAGUACAGCCAAGAGACGUUACUUGGGAAUUUGGUUAAAGAAUAUCCCAGUUCAAAAUGUUGUUUGGGUUGCAAACAGGUCCGGUGAGCAGAGUAGAAAACCCAGAUUCAAGAGGAACCAAGUACCAACAGAACUACAGAAGGGUCUUCCGCUGAUCGUCCGCCACUUCGCCGAUCUUCUCUUCGUCGAUCGUCCGCCAAUUUCUCUUCCACCGAUCGUCCGCCGAUCUUCUCCUCUGUCACUGCACUUCUUCUGUUCCGCCGAUCUUCACCAUCUACCUCAUCUGAUUGGCUCAAAACAGAAUAGAUCGUCUUCGGGAAAGUGGUUUCUCUCCUCUGCUAAGCACCUCCUCCUCAUCUCCUCUGUUGACUGCCGAUCACCUCCUCCUUCCUCACUGGACUGAAACAGCAAAGCAAAACAAAAGUCACACUGUUGCAGAACAUACCAUCUCCUCCAUCGCUGCCCUCCUUCUCUUCCUCAUCUCCUCUGUCGGUGCCCUUCUUCUCUCUGCUCCACCGAACAGAAGCAGCAACAAAAAUCAGAA